AUGAAGUUCUUCAUCGAUGCUUUCUUCAGACAUCGAUGGUACAGUGGGAAUCACAAACGUGAUGGUCCCUCACUACUUCAGGCGUGGAACGCCUACAUCCAUAAUCUCGAGGAUGUAGGUCGUGACGCUUGGAACGACAAACUUAUCAAAGCUCGUGAUAAGUUUGAAAAGCGAACCCCGACAGGUGCACGCUACAAGCUGCAUCGUCUGUCAAGGGAGAAAGGAUUACCCUGCCUCUCUUGGGGAGACUCGUGCCCAUGUUGUGUGAACAACUCUGCACGAGCACCUAAGGAGGCUUACCUCCUUAAUAGCCCGUGGUGGCGCGUACGUGUCUCUACUGAGAUGUACGAAGGGAUUGACAACCUGAAAUCCCUUUACGACCGUGCCGGGAAGACUUUCUCCGGCGGUCCUUCUGCGGCACAGGAUGUGCCGCGUCGUACUGCUCGACCAGACCCAGUACGUCAACCAUCAAUUGGGAGCGGGGCUCCCAAGAAUCCCAGGACGGGGGAUAGCCGCGCCACCGGACGAGGUAACUCGUCCGACGUCCGUUCACGUCGCGGUGGUUCAACAGCUGCUCUACUAGAUAGCGCUGGCCACCGCGAGAGUCCUCUAAUGGAGGUGGAGGAGGAGGAAAGACGCUCUCCACACGAUCAUGUGGAUCGGUGUGUUCCCGAGAGCUUCUUUGAUCGCGUAACGCAAGGGUUACGCGACGAUCUCGAGCAUGAGCGGAAUAGGCGUCUCCAGAUGGUGGACACUGCCUCGAAGCAUCGAGCUGAGUUUGCCUUUGCUCAGCUUGAGAACGAGAGAUCUCUGACAUCUCUUCGUGACGAGCUAAGGGUAGCUCGUGGGAUUGUUGAUCGGUCUCGGGCUGAGAUAACUGCUCUUCAGACCCUUGUUGAUGCCCACCAUCGGGAGCACAAGGCUCUCUGCGAGAUGCUUGAGCGCAAGGGCGUUCUUCAUCGGAAGAAGCAGCGUACUGAUGGUACGGCUUAA
This is a messenger RNA of Peronospora matthiolae, 993 nucleotides long. Lineage: Eukaryota; Oomycota; Peronosporomycetes; Peronosporales; Peronosporaceae. The record is from the annotation of a GenBank genome assembly.